CCGGGAAGGGCCGGCUCAGGGCAGGGCGACAGCCAACUACGUCUGGCUGAGUGCUCGCGUCCUCCCAACUUCUGGGCGCCGGACCGGCGGACCCCAGCCGAGAGAGAGGUAACAGCCUCGGUACCUGCCCCCGCCUCCCCUCGCCAGGCGCCCGCGGACCAUGUUUUCCAGCCCGCGGAGGUGGGGCGACGGCAGCGACUACGGGCGGGUCCCCGAGGGGCCUGAGGCGCAGAAAUGCAGUCCAGAGAAAAAUGCUUCAUUCUUCAGUAGGAUGACAUAUUCCUGGUUUAGCAGAAUAAUUGUUUUAGGCUAUAAGAGACCUUUGGAAAGAGAGGAUCUUUUUGAACUAAAUGAAAGUGAUUCUUCCUAUAUUGUGUGUCCCAUCUUUGAAAAACAAUGGAGGAAGGAAGUUUUAAGGAAUCAAGAGAGGCAAGAAGUAAAGGCACCCUUUCAUAAAGAGGCACAUGCCAGGAAACCAUCUCUGGUCUAUGCAUUGUGGAACACCUUUAAGUUUGUCCUGAUUCAAGUUGCUUUAUUCAAAGUGUUUGCUGAUAUUUUGUCCUUCAGUAGCCCACUCAUAAUGAAGCAAAUGAUCAUUUUCUGUGAACAUCGCCCAGAUUUUGGAUGGAGUGGCUACGGUUAUGCUUUGGCACUUUUUGUUGUAGUCUUUUUGCAAACCUUGAUCCUUCAGCAAUACCAACGUUUUAACAUUCUCACUUCAGCAAAAAUUAAGACGGCCAUAAUUGGACUCAUCUACAAAAAGGCCCUACUUGUAUCUAAUGUUUCUCGAAAGAGGUUUUCAACUGGGGAAGUUAUUAACUUGAUGUCAGCGGAUGCCCAGCAGCUCAUGGACUUGACAGCAAACCUCAAUCUCCUCUGGUCCGCCCCUUUUCAGAUCCUGAUGGCCAUAUCACUUCUUUGGCAAGAGCUGGGUCCAGCUGUGUUAGCAGGGGUAGCAGUCCUUGUGUUUGUUAUACCGAUAAAUGCUUUAGUUGCAACUAGAGUAAAAAAGCUAAAGAAAAGCCAAACGAAGAACAAAGAUAAACAGAUAAAACUACUCAAUGAAAUCUUACAUGGAAUUAAGAUCCUCAAACUUUAUACAUGGGAACCCUCCUAUAAAAAGAAGAUUAUUGAAAUUCGAGAGCAGGAAUUGGAAGUUCAAAAAUCAGCUGGGUAUCUUGCUGUAUUUUCUAUGCUGACAUUAACUUGCAUUCCAUUCUUGGUGUCCCUGGCGACAUUUGGCAUCUAUUUCUUAUUGGAUGAAGGAAACAUUUUAACAGCCACCAAAGUGUUCACAUCUAUGUCUUUGUUUAAUAUUUUGAGGCUUCCUUUAUUUGAUUUACCAAUGGUAAUCUCAGCUGUGGUCCAGACAAGAAUAUCAUUGAAUCGUUUGGAAGAUUUUCUCAACACCGAGGAGCUUCAUCCUCAAAAUAUUGAAACAAACUACAUAGGAGAUCAUGCCGUUGGUUUUACAAAUGCUUCCUUCUCUUGGGGUAAAACAGGGAUUCCAGUACUAAAAAACUUGAACAUAAAGAUUCCAGAAGGAGCUUUAGUGGCUGUUGUGGGGCAAGUUGGAUCUGGAAAAUCAUCUGUGCUUUCUGCCAUUCUGGGGGAAAUGGAGAAACUUACAGGAGUUGUUCAAAGAAAGGUUUCCUAUGAGCACUUUUUUGAGGCAUAUCAUAUCACAACAUUCAACCUUCAGUCUCCUUGUUCUCAAUAUCAGAGAACACACCAGGGUUCUGUGGCUUAUGUUGCCCAGCAGGCCUGGAUUCAGAAUUGCAUUUUACAAGAAAACAUUCUCUUUGGCUCCAUCAUGCAGAAGCAGUUUUAUGAGCGAGUAUUGGAAGCCUGUGCCCUCCUUCCUGAUUUGGAGCAGUUACCAAAUGGAGAUCAAACUGAGAUUGGAGAAAGAGGUGUGAAUAUAAGUGGGGGCCAGAAGCACCGUGUAAGUCUGGCCAGAGCUGUGUAUAGUGGGGCUGACAUCUACCUCCUGGAUGAUCCCUUUGCUGCAGUUGAUGUCCAUGUUGGAAAGCAACUUUUUGAAAAAGUGAUUGGGUCCUCGGGUAUUUUGAAAAACAAGACUCGUAUUUUAGUGACACAUAACCUCGCACUUCUGCCACAGAUGGAUCUGAUUGUUGUCAUGGAGAGUGGCAGAGUUGCACACAUGGGAACAUACCAGGAGCUGCUGUCAAAAACCAGAAACCUCACAAAUUUGCUUCAGGCCUUCAGUGAACGAGAAAAAGCUCAUGCUUUAAAGCGAGUCAGUGUAAUCAACUCCAGAACUAUACUGAAAGACCAAAUCUUGGAGCAAAAUGAUAGGCCCUCACUGGAUCAAGGAAAACAGUUCUCAAUGAAAAAAGAAAAGAUCCCUAUUGGUGGGGUGAAGUUCUCAAUCAUUCUGAAGUACCUCCAAGCCUUCGGCUGGCUCUGGGUGUGGCUGAGUGUGGCUACUUACCUCGGGCAGAAUUUGGUGGGCAUUGGACAGAAUCUAUGGCUUAGUGCCUGGGUAAAAGAAGCGAAACACAAGAAUGAGUUCACAGAAUGGAAGCAAAUAAGAAGCAAUAAACUUAACAUCUAUGGAUUACUGGGAUUAAUGCAAGGUCUCUUUGUCUGCUCUGGAGCCUAUAUACUCACCAGAGGAUCCCUGGCUGCCUCUCGAACUUUGCAUACUCAACUAUUGGAUAAUGUGCUACACCUCCCGCUCAGGUUUUUUGAAACCAAUCCCAUAGGUCAGAUCAUCAGUCGGUUCACCAAGGACAUGUUUAUAAUUGAUAUACGUUUCCAUUACUACUUACGGACCUGGGUGAAUUGCACAUUGGAUGUUAUUGGAACAGUUUUGGUCAUUGGAGGAGCUUUACCACUCUUCAUUCUAGGGGUUAUUCCCUUGGUGUUCCUCUAUUUCACUAUACAGAGAUACUAUGUGGCGAGUUCUCGGCAGAUUCGUCGGUUGGCAGGAGCAUCUCGCUCUCCUAUCAUUUCACACUUUAGUGAGACUUUAUCAGGGGUGUCCACUAUCCGGGCAUUUGGACAUGAACAGAGAUUCAUCCAGCAAAACAAAGAGGUGGUGAAUGAGAACCUGGUCUGUUUCUACAAUAAUGUAAUUUCAAACAGGUGGCUGUCUGUUAGACUUGAACUCCUUGGCGACUUAAUGGUAUUCUUUGCUGCAGUGCUUACUGUGCUCGCUGGCAAGUCUAUAGAUUCAGCAAUAGUUGGUUUGUCCAUAUCCUAUGCCCUAAAUAUUACUCAAUCUCUGAAUUUUUGGGUGAGGAAAGCUUGUGAAAUUGAAACCAAUGCAGUUUCCAUUGAAAGAGUUUGUGAAUAUGAAAAUAUGGAUAAAGAGGCACCCUGGAUAAUGUCUAAAAGACCUCCAUCACAAUGGCCUGAUAAAGGGAUAGUGGAAUUUAUUAAUUAUCAGGCUCGAUACCGAGAUGACCUUGGUUUAGCAUUACAAGAUAUCACUUUCCAGACUCAUGGUGAAGAAAAGAUUGGAAUUGUGGGACGGACUGGAGCAGGCAAAUCAACGCUUUCAAAUUGUCUGUUUAGAAUUGUGGAAAGAUCAGGAGGCAAAAUUAUUAUCGAUGGUAUUGACAUAUCCACUAUUGGACUUCAUGACCUUCGGGGCAAACUUAAUAUUAUUCCACAGGAUCCUGUUUUAUUUUCUGGUACCCUUCAAAUGAACCUGGAUCCCCUAGACAAGUAUUCCGAUAGCGAGCUGUGGGAGGUGCUAGAACUGUGUCACUUAAAAGAGUUUGUGCAGUCCCUUCCCAAGAAGCUGCUGCAUGAGAUUACAGAGGGAGGUGAAAACCUCAGUGUUGGACAAAGGCAGCUUGUCUGUCUUGCUCGUGCUUUGCUUCGAAAAACAAAAAUUCUCAUCUUGGAUGAGGCAACAGCUUCCAUUGAUUUUGAGACUGAUAACUUGGUGCAGACCACAAUCAGGAAAGAGUUCUCCGACUGUACCAUCCUGACGAUUGCUCAUAGACUGCACUCUAUCAUUGAUUCAGAUAGGGUACUUGUUCUAGACUCUGGAAGGAUUACAGAAUUUGAAACACCACAGAAUUUGAUAUGCCAGAAAGGACUUUUCUUUGAAAUGCUAACAGAAGCUGGAAUACCAGAAGACUCAGUGACAAAAUAAUAAAUACUUUUAGCUAUAGAUUGAUUAUACUGAAUAAAAAAUAGAUUCAUAUUUUAAAAAUAACAAUGGGGAGAACUGCACAAAAGCAGGCCCCUGGCUACACGUUGGCAUAAAUACCAAAAAGCAUCAGAGUUCCAGCUAUCCUGGGCUGCACCCAACCUUCUCUCUUCCACUCAUGCCCUCCGGAAUAUCUGCCUUCUCCACAUUGCCCAAAGUACUACAUGCCACGUAUCCUUUAAGUCUCUGACUUCAUUCAGGAGUCACCUUCUCCGUGGAGUGUGCCUUGAUUUCCCCCCUGCUCUCCGAUCUGAUCUAGCUGUCCCUUUUCUGUACUCUCACCAUCCCUGUGUGCAUAACUGGUGUCAUGAGACAGGGACCAUACUCUAUUUUAAUUGUUUUAGUCUGUCUUCCCACUAAAGCUACUUGAAGGCAAGUACCCAGUGUCAGUCAUCUUUGUAUGUUGGGUUCCUAGCAUAGUGAUUUUCAUCUAGUUGAUAUCCAACCAGUGUUUGAAGAAUUAAUGACUUGGCAUUUUCGAGUAAUAUAAUACAGGUAUUUAUAGACAGACAUAUGUGUUGAGCUACUGUACAGUAUAUAAAAUGAUGGGGAAAUCACAGAAAAAAUAUUAGGAGUUAUUCAGUUGCUUUUUAGAAAUAAUAUAUUAACUGUAUUUUAUGGUAUACUUUAUUUUAAAAUAAUAUUUUAUAUUUUUUACUAUUGACUUUGAGUAAAAAACAGUACUUUCUAUGCAACAUUAUUUUUGGCUGGAUUAACCUCAGUGACUUAGGUAUCAGAUAGUAUACAUUCACAAGAAGAUUGCUGACUUGUAAUACUAAUCAUAUUUUGAAGGAGUUUUUAACUUAGUAGUUUUAUGUAUUAGAAGCAAUAUUAUUUCUUGAAUUGCCCUUCAAAUUUGAAGUAUUCAAAUUUUAAUGAUAUUUUCCUUUUAAGAUGAUUUUAAUAAAAUAUGUUAACAUGUUC
Molecule: messenger RNA, 5113 nt
Organism: Zalophus californianus (California sea lion)
Lineage: Eukaryota; Metazoa; Chordata; Mammalia; Carnivora; Otariidae
Product: canalicular multispecific organic anion transporter 1-like
Exons: 29
Coding region: 161-4132 (1323 amino acids)
Biological process (GO): transmembrane transport
Cellular component (GO): membrane
Molecular function (GO): ATP hydrolysis activity; ATP binding; ABC-type transporter activity
Source: RefSeq, a predicted model, not a curated record